This is a messenger RNA of Serinus canaria (Common canary), 1417 nucleotides long. Its product is annotated as BCL2/adenovirus E1B 19 kDa protein-interacting protein 3-like. The transcript is spliced from 5 exons. The record is from RefSeq and is a predicted model, not a curated record. Gene Ontology annotation, biological process: mitochondrial outer membrane permeabilization; positive regulation of apoptotic process. NCBI's taxonomy places the organism in Eukaryota, Metazoa, Chordata, Aves, Passeriformes, Fringillidae. Gene Ontology annotation, cellular component: mitochondrial envelope; nucleus; mitochondrial outer membrane. Bases 293 to 1135 code for a protein of 280 amino acids.
GGAACCGGGGCACCGGGGCGGGAUCGGGGCCAUGGGACACGCGGGCGGGCCGGGGAACUGGGGCGUUCGGGGCGCCGAGGGGUUUGGGACAAUGGGACACCGGGCGAGCCGGGGAACCGAGGGUUUCGGGGCGCCGAGGGGUUUGGGACAAUGGGACACCGGGCGGGCCGGGGAACCGGGGAUUCGGGACAGUGGGGAGCCCGGGGGUGAAGGGGUUGAUGUGCACACGUGGGGGUCUAGGUCACCGGGAGCCCCGGGUGGGUGAUGUGCACUGUGGGUUGGGGGCGGGUCCAUGGGGAGCCCAGGCGGGGUUUCUGGGGGGCUGAUGUGCACCGGGGAGCGCGGGGAUCCCGGGCAGGCUGGAGUGCACCAGGAGCUGGGUCGGUGGGGGCACCACGGGGCUGAUGAGCACCGCGGGGGUGGGGGCAGAUGCCGGUCCCGGGAGAGCAGCCCGUCCUGGGGUGCACAGGAUGUCCUGGGUCAGGGGUGUGGGGUGUGCUGGAGAGGGCUCCCGGCAUCCCGGGAUGGGCUGGGGUGCAGGGGUGGGCCCGGAGCAGCGCAGGGGCUGACAGCCCCCCCAGGCUCCUGGGUGGAGCUGCGCUGUGGCCCAGGCUGCCCCGAGCCCGAGGCGGUGCCCUCGCCGUUCUCCUGCCACGCUGACGUGGAGCGGAUGCUGCUGGAGGCCCAGCUGGAGACAGAGAGCAGUGACGGGGCCCUGCUCGUGCUGGGCUCUCCAGCCUGGGAUGACAACGGAACCAGCCAUGGGAGUGAUCAGCCAGGGGAGAGUGAGGUGCUGCCUGCCCACAGCCAGCCCCAGCCCAGCUGCCCCCACCCCCGGCAGCGGGAUGUGCCACAGGAAGCCAAGUGGAGGCAGCGACGCCUGAGAGCGUCUCUGGGCUGGGCCUGUACCCGCUGCCCUCGGUACCUGUCUCCAGAGGAACUUGCCUUUGUGUGCUCCCCCCAGCCAGUGCUGUGGAGCCUGCAGGGAGGUGCAGUGGGGAGGAAGAAGAGACUUUUCAGUUCAGAGCUGCUGCUGCUCUUCAUCCCCUCGCUCUUGCUCAGCCACCUGCUGACCCUGGGGCUGGGGAUCUACAUUGGAAAGCGCCUGGCAGCCUCCUCAGCCAACCCUCUGUGAGGAGCUGGGCAGGCAGCACCUUCUGCUCUGCUGGGAAUGCAGGGAGAGCCCGGCAGCAGCAGCCUGACCGCUCCCAGGCCCCGUGUCUGUCUGUCUGUCUGUCCUUCAGCCCUGCCCCAGGAGCUGAUCCCACUGUCCCUGUAGAACGGAACCCACUGAUGGCUGCUCCCAGCUGCAGGCAGCCCCUGCCCUCCCCAGCCCCUGGUUACAGCUCCAGGUCCCCCUGUAACAGACUGUAAAUACAACUGAGCCCACCUCAAUAAAGAGCCCUGUGCCAGCUCA